GGAAUUUCUGGCUCGUGAACGGCUACACGAGACUCGAGACGUUUCCCGUCGGUUCGGGUUGACGGGAUCUGUAACUGUGCGCGCAUACGAGUUCCCGGGCUCCGGACAGCCGCCGCGUGCUUUAAACGUGCUCUCCUCGUCGUUGUCGUCGUUUCUAUUUUUUUUCUUUCUCUCUGCCGUCGCGUUCGAAUCGUCGCCAGCGUGUUAAUUAAACAAACAAACUGUAUACCGGCGGUGUUAAUCGGACACGCUGCUGCCGCGAGAAAAUCUGGAAAGGACGGGUGAGUCGAUGGGGAAAAAGCAGGCGGCGGAGGAGAAAGAGGCAAGAAUUUCGGGAACAACGCGACACGAUGGAGAACAACGACGAAGGGCGAACAAUUGGCGAACGCGCGUCAACGUCCAAGGAGGAACCGUCACCUAUCGGUUCCGCCGACGACGAUUACGGCUGCAAGCACUACAAGCGAAAGUCCAAGUUCGUUACACCCUGCUGCAACAAGGUAUACACGUGCCGAUUCUGCCACGACGAACGGGAGACCCACACGGUGAAUAGGAAGGAAGUCACGGAACUGAUAUGCGUCUUGUGUGACACCCGUCAACCGGUACAAGCAACUUGCCAGAACUGUCAUUGCCGAUUCGGCAAGUACACGUGUCUCGAAUGCAACCUCUUCGAUGACGAGGACAGGAAUCAGUAUCACUGCGAUAGCUGUGGAAUAUGCAGGAUCGGUGGUCGCGACCGUUUCUUCCACUGUGCCAAGUGCAACAUGUGUUUGCCGGUUCAGUUGCAGAACGGACACACGUGCGUGGAAAACGUUUCACACGCCAAUUGCCCUGUCUGUCUGGAGGACAUUCACACGAGUCGUAUACCCUGUCACAUUCCAGACUGUGGUCACUUACUACAUCGUCCCUGUUUUGAAGAAUUGUUACAUUCAGGGCAUUAUGCGUGCCCCAUUUGCCAGGUGUCUCUUCUAGAUAUGACUGAUUUAUGGAGAUUUUUAGAUAUGGAAGUGUCAUUGACACCAAUGCCAGAAGAGUAUAGAGAUUUCAAGGUUGAUAUUCUCUGCAAAGACUGCCAUGAGGAAUCAACAGUGAAGUUUCACGUUGUAGGUUUGAAAUGUUUAAAUUGUGGAAGUUACAACACCUGCAGGGUUAAAGCAUCUCCUUCUCCAGCAGAUCCUGAAACGUUGGAUGACACAGCUGGAGGCAGCACGAACACAGGCGACGAAGAGAAAUCACAACGGCAAAACUCCGAGUAUUGA
Molecule: messenger RNA, 1256 nt
Organism: Dufourea novaeangliae
Lineage: Eukaryota; Metazoa; Arthropoda; Insecta; Hymenoptera; Halictidae
Gene: Rchy1
Product: RING finger and CHY zinc finger domain-containing protein 1
Exons: 5
Coding region: 351-1256 (301 amino acids)
Biological process (GO): ubiquitin-dependent protein catabolic process; protein ubiquitination
Cellular component (GO): nucleus
Molecular function (GO): zinc ion binding; ubiquitin protein ligase activity
Source: RefSeq, a predicted model, not a curated record